Molecule: messenger RNA, 1494 nt
Organism: Eufriesea mexicana
Lineage: Eukaryota; Metazoa; Arthropoda; Insecta; Hymenoptera; Apidae
Product: N-acetylglucosamine-6-sulfatase
Exons: 9
Coding region: 1-1494 (497 amino acids)
Biological process (GO): glycosaminoglycan metabolic process
Molecular function (GO): N-acetylglucosamine-6-sulfatase activity; glycosaminoglycan binding
Source: RefSeq, a predicted model, not a curated record
AUGUUUGUUUUAUUAAUUUGGGUUUUUAUAAAUCGCAUAUUAUUAUCAUCUUGUGCAGAAAAUAUUGUGUUAAUCGUAGCUGACGAUUUGGAUAUAUUUCUUGACGGCAUGACACCGAUGAAAAAGACAUUGGAUUUAAUUGGAAGCAAAGGUGUAACAUUUUCAAAUUGUUUUGUUGCUUCGCCUAUUUGUUGUCCAAAUAGAGCAUCAAUUUUAACUGGAAGAUAUCAACAUAAUCAUUUAGUGGUGAAUAACUCAGUUAGUGGAGGAUGUAAUAGUAUUCAAUGGGAAAAAAUACAAGAACCAAAUACAUUUGCUGCAUAUUUGAAGAGGGAAAUGCUUUAUAAAACAUUUUAUGCUGGAAAAUAUUUAAAUCAAUAUGGCUCCAAAAUAGUUGACAGACAUACACGUGUUCCAAUAGGAUGGGAUUGGUGGAUUGGACUCAUUGGAAAUUCCAAAUAUUAUAAUUAUUCUUUGUCUAUAAAUGGAACUGUAAAAAAAUAUGGUAAUAGUUCAACUGAUUAUCUUACAGAUGUAAUAAAUAAUAUGGCAAUAGAUUUUAUUAAGGCCCAAAAUUCAAAUAAUCAACCAUUUCUUAUGGUUUUGGCACCACCUGGCCCUCAUGCACCUUUUAUACCAGCAGCGAGGCAUAUAGAUACAUUUAAAAAUGUUACAGCUAAAAGAACACCUAAUUUCAAUGCACAGAUGGAAAUGAAUAAGCAUUGGUUAGUACAAAGAGGACCAUUUCCACUUCCUGACAAUUUGUUACCUAAAUUAGAUGAAAUCUAUAGGAGGAGGUGGGAAACAUUGCUAGCUAUAGAUGAACUUGUUGAAAAUGUAUAUCAAGCUUUAAAACUACAAAAUCUUUUAAAUAGUACUUAUAUUAUAUUUACAUCUGAUAAUGGAUAUCAUAUUGGACAGUUUAGUAUGCCAAUAGAUAAACGUCAACCAUAUGAAACAGAUAUUAGAGUCCCAUUAUUGAUACGAGGUCCUGGAAUUAUACCAUCAAAAAUUAGUGCACCUGUUAGCAGUGUUGAUUUAUUUGCAACAAUUUUAGAAAUAGCUGGUAUACAACAUUCAUCAGAUGGAACUUCUGUCUUAAGAAAGAGAUUGUCAAAAGAUAGAACUCUUUUAAUAGAGUAUAGAGGAGAAAAAUCUAAACAUUUACCAUCAUCAGGUUGUCCAGAUGACUAUGAUCCAAAUCUGACAUUAUGUAUGAAAGAUAUGGCAUGCAAAUGUCAAGAUGCUGCAAAUAAUACUUUUAGUUGCAUACGACGUAUAUCACCAGAGUUUAAUAAUAUCUUUUGUAUUUUUCAAGACAAUAAGCAUUACAUUGAAGCAUACAAUAUAACUACAGAUAAAUAUCAAAUGGAAAAUAUUGGAUAUAGCAUGAAGCGUCAUCAUAGAUAUAAAUUGAAAAAAAGUCUUAAAAAAAUGAGUAUUUGUAGAAAUGAAGAAUGUAUUGUUACAAAUAUGGAAAAUGUAUAUAACUAA